Messenger RNA from Portunus trituberculatus (swimming crab), 8725 nucleotides. It is a transcript of the gene bma, whose product is annotated as SCY1-like protein 2. Gene Ontology annotation, biological process: protein phosphorylation. Gene Ontology annotation, molecular function: ATP binding; protein kinase activity. NCBI's taxonomy places the organism in Eukaryota, Metazoa, Arthropoda, Malacostraca, Decapoda, Portunidae. The record is from RefSeq and is a predicted model, not a curated record. The transcript is spliced from 20 exons. The coding region runs from base 624 to 3446 and encodes 940 amino acids.
AGGUGAGUGGCCACAACUCUCCUGUUGCUCCCAGACGUGUGUCGCCCGCCGCCCGCCGCACACCCACACGCCGCCCGCCGCGCCCUGGCCCACGUCACGCCCAGCCAGCGAUACCUACACCGCCGGAAGACACCCACAACACUCAGGACACCCAGUUAUCAACACCACACUUACACUUAUCAACACCACCGCCACCACCAGCGAGGAGGUGCGUUAAGUCCCCGUCAGGAGUGCCCCACUGAAUCUCCCGCCCCACCGGAUCGUGGCGCCCCUCUCCUGGCUCCCACGCCUCCCCUACUACUCGUCAGCCCGGUCCUAGGUGCACCCCACGCCCCACGUCCAUCUGAAGCCGCACGCCCUUUUUGACUGUGCCGCGGCGCCGCCCAGUGACGCCCGCACCUACACCCGCCCACCGCCCCCAGCCUCUCCAGCCCCGCCGCUCAGCAUUCCCCAGAAACGCACGCUACGGGGAUACCUUCAGGAUCCCCCCGUAGGAGCCCUAGACUCCCCCCGACUACCCAGGCCCUCCCGCUAGGGCACUCUUCUUCCCGCGGCGUACCUGAGAAGCUGGAAAGAUCUCCGGACUCGCCAAGCCCAGCCGCCUGAAGACGAGGCGCAGCAGCAUGUUCUCUAAGUUCAAGAGUUCGGGCGUGAGUGGCGGCAGUGGCAGCGGCGGCGCGACGGGAGGGGGCUCUGGUGGAGGGGGCGGAAGUGGAGGUAUAGGAGGGGGAGGCGGAGGAGGAGGAGGGGGAGGAGGCGGAGGUGGAGGAGGUGGCGGGAUGAGGGAAGGCACCUCCGCUCUGGACUCCUCUCCCCUGGCGCAGCAGUUCGAGGUGGGCAAGUUGGUGGCCUCCGCUGGGCCCUCGGCAGUGUGGAAGAUCUACGAGGGAUACCGCAAGAGUGACGCCAAGGAGGUCUCAGUGUUUGUGUUUGAGAAGAAGACUGCCGAGAAGCUGCACAAACCACGGCGCCGCGAGGUAGUGACGGAGCUGCUGCGUCACGGCAUCCGACAGCUGGAGCGACACCGACACCCACGGCUCCUGCAGGUGGUGGCGGGGCCUGAGGACACCCCAGAAACGCUCUCCUUCUACUCGGAGCCCAUCAUGGCGUCCCUCAGCAACAUCAUUACGCCGCCAGAUGAAAAGGAGAAGGAAAAGGGCACCAGCCUCUCUAAGGAUUACACGUUCCUGGAGGUGGAACUCAAGUACGGCAUCUUGCAGCUGACGGAGGCGCUGUCGUUUCUUCAUUACUCGUGUCACGUUGUGCACCGCAAUGUCACGCCCGCUUCUGUUUUCGUCACCAAGAGAGGAACGUGGAAGCUUGCUGGCCUGGAGUUCACUGAGAAAGUGGGUGAAGGGGAAGGUCCAGACAACAUCACCGUGCAACCUUGGACUUCCAGAGCACCCAAGAUGACCCAGCCUGACCUCGACUACAUCAGCCCCGAGGUGCAGACGUCCUCCACCUGCAGCGUUCUGAGUGACAUGUUCUCGCUGGGGAUGGUCAUCUGCGCUAUCUUCAACUCGGGACGCUCACUCAUCGAGGCAGCACACUCAAGCUCCGUGUACCAGAAGCAGUUGGAGGUGCUGGGCGAACAAGUAAACAACGUGCUGCCCAAAGUGCCCACGGGUCUACAAGAGGCUGUGGUGCGUCUGGUGAGCCGUGACCCGCGCCAGCGACCCACAUCACAGCUGGUGGCGCUCAUCAAAUACUUCAGUGAUCCCGUGGUCCAGGCGCUGCAGUUCCUUGACGUCAUCAACAUGAAGGACCCCACUCAGAAGACACACUUCUACCGCACCACGCUGAUGGAGGUGCUGCCCGUCAUUCCUCAGAAGCUGUGGUUCCUGCACGUGUGGCCGUCGCUGCAGCAGGAGAUGAGGACGCAGGAGGUAUUGGCGGCGGUGCUGCAGCCCAUCCUGAAGCUCAUCUCAGACGUCACCACUGAUGAGUACGAGAAUAUCAUCCUCCCGCACUUCAGGGGUGUGUUUAACGUGCCCAAGAGUAUCCAGGCCUCUGUCACGCUACUCGAGAACAUCCACGUUAUCCUCGAGAAGACUCCCAGUGAGGAUGUUUCCACUGACAUCCUGCCCAUCAUCUACGCUGGCCUUGAGUCCUCCACCGUGCAGGUUCAGGUCGCGGCGGUGGUAGCGGCGACAAAUGCUUCUGAGUACCUUGACGCCGAGGCCAUAAAGAAAACGGUACUGCCGCGGACGAAGGCGAUCUACGAGAAGUCCCCCACUGACGUGUCCCUCUGCCUGACGGUGCUCGGGUGUAUAGAAAAGAUCCUGGACAAGCUGGAGCGGUCGGCGAUCAUUGAUGACGUGUUGCCAAUCCUUGCUGACGUGAAACUGCAGGACGCCGACGUUACUGUCAAGGUUGUAAACAUCUACAGACUCAUGCUUGGCGUCAAGAAGUUCGGGCUGAGCGUCAACCUGCUUGCCACUCGUAUCCUCCCUUCGCUGCUGCCGCUCACAGUCAGUCCCUCCCUCAACCUGAUCCAGUUCAGCUUCCUCCUGCAGACCAUCCAUGAAAUGCUCGACCACAUAGACAAGCAGCAACGCAACAAACUCAAGCUGGAUAACUUGAGUCUAGCGAGCAGUCCGGGUGAGAAACGGCUGCUCCGCCACCAGCUCAGUUCCGACAACAUGUCCCUCUCGCCCUUCUCGCCCGUGCCCAAUGUUCGCAUCCAAGACACCCGCAUGUCCUCCAGCGCCGAGGAUUUUCUCUCCCGCCGGGGGUCGUCAGGUAUUGGCUUCUUGGGACACUCUUUCUCAGGACCCUCGUCUCCGGACUCAAACCUCCUAAGAGUACAGUCUGCCACUAUUGGCCGGAGACUGUCAGACAACGAGCUCAUGAUGCCACCGAAGAUCCGGGUGGCUCUCUCCUCUGCUUCCUCCCCUGGCGAGACCUCCACGGGCUCCCUGCCUGUACGACGUCACUCCAGCAUUGGGCCGGAAAGACGCGGGUCCACUUGCACCAAUCUCUCACCUCCUACUCCCACACGCCCACGCCGCUCCCUGGACCUGCAUUACUCCCAGGCGCUGUCCCGUACCUUGGUAAGUGGCGGACCUACCUGUGGAGGGUCCCUGUACUCCUCUCGCCGCCACAACCCCUCCCCGCCUCUCUGCCUCAGUCCUCAGACAAAGUCCCAGUCUUUUUUAAAGAACUCCUCCAUCGCCAACGCCAGCAAAAGCGUCCCAAUGCUGCUCACACCCUCCCCCGUGUCUAACCUUGGCUCAAGGAGACAGUCCACAUGCUCUAUCACCUCCCUGGGUGGCUUGGAUUCUCGCCGUUCCUCUGCUGCUUCCAUCGGCAACCCUCUUGGAUCUUCAUAUAAGUCCCAUCGUCGUCCCUCGGCCCUCAUCUCCAACUCCUCCAGUGGUAACCUCCUGCAGCAGUUGUCGGCCGGCGUGGUGAGUACAUACCAGCUGUUCUCCAGUAAAUCAUAAGCAAGAUCUGAUCCUGCAGAAAACAUGUCAACGAUUCACCACGCUCGUAUGGAAAGAUGCAUAAAGGUAACCUCAGAACACAGCCACAUCAGAACUAUACCUUGUAGUAAACUUGAGAGUGAAUCUAGUAGAAGCAAAUGGAAAAAGCUAGAUGGGAAAAAAGUGAGUCAGCAUCUAGGAAACUGUUGAGCCUGGAAGUGACUUGAGACAGGGCAGUUCUGUGUGGCUGAGGAGAACAAAACAAUACAUGUAAUACUGUGAUUGUCAUGUACAUUGAUAUAGCUCAAGUUGACUACUGUACUCGAGGCAGCGGGAUGCAGUUGCAAGUGGAGAGACUGACGUUUUGUAUGCUAUGUAGGUUAAGGUGUCCAGGUUGUAUAUGUAAGAUGACUGUAAUGGGUGGCAGGACUGAACGUGUGUGUGACAGUGAGUGGAGGUGGUUACUGCAGUGGUACUAACUAAGUGGUAGUUGGUGGUAGUAUGUGUAGUUGGUAUUGUGGAUAAUGGUGAUGGCUGUGGUAGUGGUGGUUCCUGUAAUAGUUGACAGGCAUGGAGUCAUCAUGCAGGAUGUUAGUAUAUGCCAUAGGAGGAAGUGGAUGCCAUGAGUCAUGCUGUGGUCUUACUCAAGGUCACGCAGCACUUCUCUCAGCAACACUCCAUCACUAGCACUGUCAGCACACUUCCUCAACACUUCAACUUUUCCAUCAUGGCAGAUAUUCUAGCCUACACUCUCUUUUCUCUAAAAUUCACUGUGCAGAUUGAGUGGCAUUUAUUUUUAGCAUCAUACCACUUUGGCCAAACAAAACUUUCCAGCUUACUGCCGUAAGUAACCAGUUAUCCCAUUGUUAUUUUAGGGAUCUGCCACAGUGAGAGUUACUCUGCACUAUGUUCAUAUGAAAGUGUAAAGUUUAGUCCAAUGUCUGAAUUCAUUACUCAGAAUCCAGUCUGAAAUAUCAAAGGAAUUGAAAGUAAUGAUAAUAAUAAUGACAAUAAUAAUGAUAAAUAAUGCAUCAUUAGAUUCCACUUAGAAUUGUAUCUGUAUCAGUAGCAGCUAAAUUUACAAUUGUGAUAUCUGUGUAUUAAAAAGUUGGUUAUGGUUGAUAGAUGAAUGAAGAAUAAGAAGCACCACCACCUUCAACUCCCUGACAGGGAUGCCAUGUGCUGGCAUGAUGGUCAUUUGCAUGGUGCUGCACAGGAUGGGUAGCUGUGAAUGUUUUGCAGAGCAGCAGGUUGAAAUUGUUAGAUGUCUCUCAAAAUUGCAAAUUAAUUUAUCUAUGUCAAUGAAGACAGUUUCUAAAACUGUGUGGGAAAGGUAUGACAAAUAAUUCUUGUUGUGGAUGAUAAUUAUAUUCUUCUCUGAUGGAUUCUAUAAUAUCAGUUUUCUCAAAUUAACCAAAGCAUAUCACAUACUGGAACUGUUUGUGAGACUUGGAUGCACAUUUAAUCACAGACUAUACAAUAAGGUAUGAAUUUAUAUUACUAUAUAUUUGCACUCCUCAGCUGUUCUUGUGUUUGAGGGCCUUGCAGAAGACCAGCUUGAGAAAACUCUUUGGUGAAACACAGUUUUUCAUUACCUUCUGUCUUAGGGUUGUUUUGCCUCAUUAACAUUUCUUUUCACACCACUCAUUAAGAUCAAACAUGAAAUUAUAUAAAGAUGCAUCUCUGAGUAUUGCCUACUUGAAUUAGAUUAUAUUUCCACAAUAUUAGAGUGAAAUUUUUGUAACAGGAACAAAUAUGCAUUACUGGUAUAGGUUAUACUUACCAAAUUGAAUUGCCACUAAAAGAGGCCUCUCAUGGAAUGUUGUUCCAGACUGUUUUUAUUUGUAGUAACAAUGAAUUUCAAUGAAUCAUUUACUUGCAUUCAUAAAGUCUCUGGUUCAUGAUUUUAAAAGUACAGCAUAAUUGUACCUCCAAGAAUCUCUCUGGGUCAUGAUUUAAAAGUACAGCAUAAUUGUACCUCCAAGAAUCUCUCUUACUACACCACUACCUCCUGUGAUGCUGGCUGGGUCUCUGUCUGAUAUUUAGUCUUAGGUGGGACACAGGAAUAGGAUACAUUGGUUCAUUACAUCUUAUUUGUUGGUUUAUUAGAUCUUUAUUUAUUUAUAUACCAACUGUCCCAUUGCAGUAGUUGUCCCUUGAGCUAGACAGAAUAUUUGCUGCAUCCUGGCCAUGUAUUUCCUUUUGAACUCCCAAAUUAGAUACAAGGAUGUCUUUCUAGAAUAUGGGCGCAUUUUUCUUCUUCAGGACAUAACAUUCACAAUGUUGCAUUAUUUUCAUUUCAUGAAACAAUGUUUUCCUUACAAGACUUCUGUAUCACUUUUUUUAAUUACUAUUUUUCAGAGAAAGUUACAAGUAAACACACUAAAGCUUAUUGUGGGUCAUUCCAAGAUGUGUUAGAUGAUGUGUAGUCUUCAGUCUUUCCACUGAACAAUGUCUCUUCUUGGUAAUGUCAUGCUACUAUUACUUGUCUAGUGGUGUGUGUGUGUGUGUGUGUGUGUGUGUGUGUGUGUGUGUGUGUGUGUGUGUGUGUGUGUGUUACUUCUAGUGGACAAAUAUAUUUUUCUGGCAAUUUCUGAACUAUAGUACUUCUGAAAAUAUAGUGGAGUAUGUAUUUACUUCUUGGUAGUGGCUCUUUUUUAUGUAUUAAGCGAUACUGAAGAUUGUAAACUUUCCCUCUGAGGGUUUACUGUCACUAUAUCAGGUUGUUUUAUUUGUGGAUGUAAUACCACAUCACAUAUUUAAGAGUUUUAUUAAGUUGUGUGUUAUAGAUAGUCACUUUUAGAUGCUUGAUAAUAGCAAAGUAAACUCUCUAGAUUUAUGCAUAAUUCCUAUGAAAUAACUGUUACUAAAGCUCUCUGGUGCUAAUCUAGGUAUAGUUACUGUUCUGUAUUUUCCCCUAGAUGUUAGGGAUAAGCAUUGAAGUUCAUCAUGGCAGUGUGAUGGUGAUACGAUAUCCUCCUCACCUUGAGAUUGUGCUAUUCUUACUUUUCUAUGGAAUCCUUCAUUUUUAAGGACACUACAAACACUUAGCAUUAGGAUGUUUUAGAGCAGAACUCUGAUGUGUGUUUGUGCAUCCUAUGACACUCUGUAGCUUAGAGCGAAGUGUUCCCUGCCGAGUUCUAUGAAUGCCAAGAUGUUGUGUGCGUGUGUGUGUGUGUGGUGUGUAGCGCGUGUUUGCUGUGCAGCCUCACACAGGUCUGUACUGCAACACCCACAACCUACAAGUUUCUGAAACACAAAGGUUGAAGUGUGGACCUCCCUUUCCCUGGUCCACUACUGCUGUUCAGAUUCUAUGCUGCUGAUUGCUGCACUUGUCGUGUGUUUUGUGCAUACGUUUUGCAGCCAGCAAUUAGAAAGUAUCUUCCAGGAGACUAGUCAUCUUCUAAGGUUUAUCUCACUAAGUAUGGUAGAAAUUCUUGGUAGACUGCAGGCAGUAGAUGAACUAGAACAAUGUAUUGGCUUACUUGCUUCAUUAGUUCUUUGCAUAUUGGGGGUGUGCUAGAAGAAAGCUAAUGUGUGUACUUUUGAUACUUGAUCUCAGCUAUUCUUAUUUAUCUAUUUAUUCAGUACAGUAUUCAUAAUGCUGUGGUGUAUCUUGGUAGUGAUUCUAUUCCUAUGUAUUAAGUAAUUUGUUUUCCAAUGACUUAGUCCUUCUGUAUGUGUGUGUGUAGGCAGUCGGUAGAGAUCAAGCACUCUAAUUACUGCUUUCUUCCUUUCAUUGCACAAUGCUUUGUGAAUAUUAACUUGUAAAGUGACUGCCAGGAGUAGCUAGGUAAAUAUUCUUAAAGCGUGCAGAAAAUCAAAUGAUGAAUUAACAAUGCCUGAAUAUCCAAAUGGAUGUGUGAAAAUGGGAGCAUUUCAGUCCUUAAGUGUCGUUUUUACCUGUUGUGUGAUAUGGUGCAGUGCAGUGUGUGGGGGUGGCGUGUGUCGUGCAUGAAUUUGUGUAUCUUUGCAAUGAUCUACAUUCGUUACAACUACAGGGAAAGGAGUCCAGGAAAAGCUAUUUUACAAAUUUCUUCAGUUUAUGUUGGGAGACAAACUGUUAAUUUAAAGAUACUCACCUGAGCCUAAUUCAAAACUUUUUCUUCUGUCCAAACUUGAAUUUGUUGGUAAUUUCAGAGGACUCUUUUUCCUUGUGGGUUUUCUCAGAACUGAUAGAUUUCAUUCUGCCCUCAUUAUCCUGCAUCCUUGUGUUUCUUUGUAACUGAUUAAUCUUUUCUUGAGACUUACAUUGCACUUUCAGCUUCCUAGAUGUAUUUCAACAGCAUAAGAAUUUUUAUAAUUAAUGAAAAGGUGUAUGAAAAUAAUCUGGAGACAUAAUCUGUUCAUGUCUUACAAUACAAUUGAUUUUCCCUUUUUUAUGUGGCAAUAAUUGAAUUCUGAAUAUAGUAGAUUUAUAGUUUUCACAUAAGAGAAUAAAAGAUUUGGGAAAUAAGUAGCAUUCAAUCCAGCUUCAUCUUUGCAUCUGGAUCAUUGUAGUGCUACUUUCAGGACAGUGUGAUGCGUGAUUUUCCAUUAAGCUUGCCGAGGUUAUCUUGAUUAUUCUUGAAGGCUGGUGUGGUUGAGUCAGAUGGAUGAAUAUUUAUGAUGGUUGAUGAGCAGUAGCACCUCUUGCCUGUGUAGCUAACUUACCACUAGACCUUUACGUCUGACAUGUACUUAAUAGUGUAGACCUUUUGAGUUAUUUCAUUUGAAAUUAUUUUCAAUUCUGUAUAUUGAUGUUGGUGAUUUAAAACACAAAAAUUUCAAGGUUUAUUAUUAAGUAUUUAUAGAUAUGAAUAUUUUUCUCGCAAAUUGUUAAACUGUCCCUUUGAUCUUAAAUCACCAAUAUCUGCAAUACAGUGUGAGCAAUAUAGUAAUUUAUUUCAUGAAGUAGUCAUCACAGUUUGCCCUGUGUCCCAACAGUUUCAUAGUUGCAAAUAUUCUCAUGCAACUUAAUGUAAAUCAUAGCAUUGUGUUGCUCCUAUGAUGCACAGUGUAAGCAUUUGUCUUUGGAAUUCUUAUUUGCUUAUAGGAAGCCAUUUAUCUGAUGGAAGUGUUUCUCCAUUCUGAUUGAAACCCAGCGACCCAUUCCUAGCUUAGUCCAUGCAGUUCAUAUGAAAUUAUUAGGGUCUUAGGCAAAAAGUAGGAAAUAAGCCAGUUUGCCAUAGAUUUCCCGCACCAAAGUCAAAACUCUCUAUGCAUGAAUGAAUGAGUUUGUUUGAUGAUUGAGUUUAAGGUGUUUAACAAUAAUAUAGGUGACCACACCUGUCGUUUGUGAUUAUUUUGUCACUUUUCCC